CUCUCGCUUUCCCACCUCACACAGGGUAUGAGAAAACAAAGAAGUCCUUAACCUGCGCACUUCUACCAAUUUUUUAACCUACGCCACCGCUUUCCUCGCCACUGUGUCUCUGUCUCUGUCUCUCUCUCUCUCUCUCAAAUUUCCCAAUUCUCAAAAGUACAGCAAACAAAAGUCCGCAUCACAGAAACCACAUCGAACUUUCUCUCUCUCUAUAUCUCUUCGUCAUGGCUUGAUUCGAUUUGCCGAUUUUGCCGGAUUAGGGUUUGGACUCUGGAAUUCAAUCAUCGGAACUGUGUAGGGGGUUGUGCUGAGGGUUUCGAGAUAUUGGAGUAAAUUAGGGUUUUUCUUUGGUUUUUGCGUGAUUCUUUGAAUUGCGAUGUUGAUGGCAGCCGAUAGGUCGAACCUUUGGUCUUUCACAGAUUUAUCGGUGGGUGAUGGCGAUAUUGAUCUGUCCAUCGAUCUUCAGUCGUUAUGGGAAAUCCUGGAAGAUAGUUCCGAUCCUGUGCAGAAUAGUCCAGAGGAUUUAUCAGUAGAAAAACAGCAUCAAGGCAAGUUGGCUUCUGAUGUUGGCAAUGAUGAACGUUCCCUGCUUCAAAUGGAAUUGCUGGAUUCGGAAAGGACAUCUUCUUUCGGGGCUGAAUUAGCUGGAUCUGUUACAUUUUCCUCUUCAUACAACUCUGAAGCAUCAGAUUCAAAGGCAGGGGUUUCAGAAGGUUCUUUUGAGUCUGUAGGGAAGCAGGAUGCUUCAGCUCGAACUAAUUCUCCGAUGCAUAGCUGCUCCGGAAGUCUUACAGAUUGGAUGUUACCAAUUUCUGGUCAUGAUUCUUUAAGUGCAGGGAGUAAUGGAGUCAUUCAAAAUGUUUCUUUUUAUAGCGAAGAUGACAGUAAGGAAACUCAAUAUGAAAUACCUAAUUGUAGUGCUACAUUUAGUUUUCCUGCUGGAGAUGCUAAUCAAGGUUCAGAUUUUAUAGAAACUUUCAAUUCCAGUCACCUGAAGGGUGAAGCUGAAUUUCAAUUUGGUUGUUUGGAGGGUGGUGCUAAUUCCCAAUAUGGAUCUCACAGUCCUCUUUUGGAGAAAUCAGAUAUUAAUUUUGGAGACAUGAUGGAUAUGGAUAUACCUUUGGAUUGGAAUCUACAUGAUAGUUUAAGUCUUCAAUUUAUGUACAAUAAUGAAGCAGUGGCAAAAUUAAAGGAUGAAUUGGAGUAUCUUCCAACUCAGGCCGCACACAUAAAUGGUGUGAUGAUGUCAGAGGUCCAGGUGGGAAAAGUUGGCGGAGAACUUUUGGGACUAUCAAUGACUGGUGACCCCAAUGUCAGUGAGCUUAAUGUCAAAUGUGAAGGUGAUAAACUUAUAUCACGAACAGGUGGAAACUCUUUUACUAAAACCAAUGGUGGAUUUAUCAUUGACAAGACAAUGUCACAGCCCUUGCCUUGUACUCUGUCAAAUGUUUCUAGCCAAAAGAAAAUGGCUCAUAUAAAGGGUGAAAGAAAUGAUGGACUGGUUGCUUUUAGUAGGACCUCUCCUAGUGUUGGUAAUGGGUUUAAUGCUGACAACCACCCAAGGCAUAUUCUGCCGUCCAAUUCAAAGAAGGAGCUUUUGAUCCACACAAAAGAUGAAAAAGAAGAUCAAUACUUGUCAUCUAAAAGAGCUCGUCAUACUCAGAGCAAAUAUCCCAAUCCGGUUGCUGAUGGUCAUUAUGUAAAGGCCUCAGAGCAACCUUGCAUCCAGCCGUCCAUUUCAAUGAGGAAGCAAUUAGGCUGCACAAAGGAUGAAAGAGAGAGUAAACUGAUUCAGCCCAAGAGUUUGGAUACUCAUCUUUCAAAAGUCAGCUGCAAAACAAUUCACAGUAAUGCCAUCGUUAAUAGCUCCCAAGACGAUGAUGACUCAGAUCUAUGUAUUCUGGAAGAUAUAAGUGAACCAUCACGCUCAAAUCUAUCUUCAAUGAAUAGGAAUUCCCUGGUUUCGUUGCAGCAUCCUACAAUUGUUGACCCCCCUAAUCACUUGGGAAUGGGAGUUGUGAGGCGUAGAGCAAAUGAUGAACGGCUAAUUUUUCGAGUUGCAUUGCAGGAUCUUUCUCAGCCAAAAACAGAAGCUAUUCCACCAGAUGGUCUUUUGGCUGUGCCUCUUUUAAGACACCAGAGAAUUGCUUUGUCUUGGAUGGUCCUGAAGGAGACAGCCAGCUUGCACUGCUCUGGAGGAAUUCUUGCAGAUGAUCAGGGACUGGGGAAAACGAUAUCAACAAUUGCGCUUAUACUCAAGGAAAGGGCUCCAUCUUCCAGACCGUGUCCAGACAAUUUGAAACAAAAUGAAAUGGAAACAUUAAAUUUGGAUGAAGAUGAUGAUUGUGUGUCUGAGCUUGACCAAUCGAAGCAGGAUGUUGAGUCAUGUCAAGUUGUGUCUAAUGGAACUCCGAUUAAGAGGACGGACACUUAUGUGCAAGCCAAGAGUAGGCCAGCUGCUGGAACCCUUGUUGUAUGUCCUACAAGUGUCUUGCGGCAAUGGGCUGAUGAAUUGCAUAACAAGGUGACUAGCAAAGCUAAUCUAUCUGUUUUAGUAUAUCAUGGAAGCAAUCGGACGAAGGAUCCUUUUGAGCUGGCCAAGUAUGAUGUUGUCCUUACAACAUAUUCAAUUGUAAGCAUGGAGGUCCCAAAGCAGCCUCUUGUUGAUAAAGAUGAUGAUGAGACUGGAAGGCAAGAAGCUCGCAUUGUUACUCCCAUGGGAUUGUCAUCUAGUAGGAAGAGGAAAUAUCCUCCUAGUUCUGAUAAAAGAUCUUUGAAGGAUAAGAAGGGAAUGGAAAAUGCAUUGCUUGAAUCUGCUGCUCGUCCUCUCGCUCGGGUUGGAUGGUUUAGGGUUGUACUGGAUGAGGCACAGAGCAUAAAAAAUCACAGAACUCAAGUAGCUCGGGCUUGUUGGGGGCUCCGUGCUAAACGCAGGUGGUGCUUAUCAGGGACACCUAUCCAGAAUGCUGUUGAUGAUCUUUAUAGCUACUUUAGAUUUCUCAGAUAUGACCCAUAUGCUGUGUAUAAGUCAUUCUGCUCCACAAUAAAGUUCCCGAUCAAUAGGAACCCAAAGAAUGGGUACAAAAAGCUACAGGCUGUCUUGAAGACAAUAAUGCUACGUCGCACAAAAGGCACACUUCUUGACGGGGAACCCAUCAUCAACUUACCACCCAAAUCAGUAGAAUUGAAAAAAGUGGAGUUCACGAAGGAGGAGCGUGAUUUCUACCGCAGACUGGAGGCUGAUUCAAGAGCUCAGUUUGCAGAAUAUGCAGCUGCUGGAACUGUCAAACAAAAUUAUGUCAACAUUUUGUUGAUGCUCUUGCGCCUUCGACAAGCAUGUGAUCAUCCUCUUCUUGUAAGAGGGUACGACUCUAGUUCCGCAUGGAAAUCAUCUGUUGAGAUGGCGAAGAAACUUCCUCAGGAGAAGCAAGUUUAUCUUCUGAAUUGUUUGGAAGCUUCUUUGGCAAUUUGCAGCAUAUGCAAUGAUCCACCUGAGGAUGCUGUUGUAACAAGCUGUGGGCAUGUCUUUUGCAAUCAAUGUAUCUGUGAAGAUCUUACAGGUGAUGACAAUCAGUGCCCUGCCACAAAUUGCAAAGCUCGACUCAGUUUAUCAUCAGUGUUUUCUAGAGCCACAUUAAAAUGUUUACUCUCGGAGCAGCAGCCGGGUGAGGAUGGUACCCCUGAUUGUGGUGGUUCUGAAGUCUCUGUUAAGAUUGAGCCUGGUUCAUGGAGUCACUCAUUUGAUUCGUCCAAAAUCAAGGCUGCUCUUGAGGUCCUGCAAUCACUUUCAAAACCAAGCCACCGUAUACCAAGAAUUACCACAUUGAAAUCUAUUGAUGAAACUGCCACUUGUCCAGAAAACUCAUCUGAUCCUCUUUCAAAGGGGUUAGAGCAGGAUAUGCUUGAUAAAAUAAACUCAGAUUUGGAAAAAGGUCGGAACGAUUCGAUUAAAGUAGCGGGGGAGAAAGCAAUAGUCUUCUCUCAGUGGACGAGGAUGUUGGAUUUGCUUGAAGAUUGUCUCAAGAAAUCUUCCAUUCAGUACAGGAGACUUGACGGGACAAUGUCUGUUCUUGCCAGAGAUAAAGCUGUGAAAGAUUUUAACACUCUUCCUGAGGUGUCUGUCAUGAUUAUGUCUUUGAAGGCUGCAAGUCUUGGACUGAACAUGGUUGCAGCUUGUCGUGUUCUUCUUCUGGACCUCUGGUGGAACCCAACAACUGAAGAUCAAGCAAUAGAUAGAGCCCAUCGGAUUGGACAGACCCGUCCGGUUACAGUUUUGCGGUUGACAGUAAAAGAUACAGUUGAAGAUCGCAUUUUAGCUCUUCAGCAAAAAAAGAGAGUGAUGGUUGCCUCUGCAUUUGGCGAGGACGAGACAGGUAGUCGUCAGACUCGGCUUACAGUAGAGGACUUGAAGUACCUGUUCAUGGUCUAAUUAGGGUAUUCUUUAUAGUGUAAUUCAGUGCUCAUAUUUCAAUAGAUUCAUUAUUAUUAGCAGCCGCAGCAGCUACACAGUCGAAGAAGCUUUUUCUAACGAUAGAUCUUUGGCAGUUGCUAGAAAAGAGCAGGCUUCAUUUUACAAAGAGAUCAUGCGAUUUGUGGGAAGAAUUGACAUGAUCCGAUUUUUUUAACAAUUGAUUUGUGUCACAUUUUGAUUGUAUAGGAUUUGGAGUUCAAUAGCCAAGUACUGAAUAUAGGAGCCCAGUGGAGAUUCUUUUUUUUGGUCUAAAUUGUAAAUGCUUUUCCAUUUCUUCCCAUACAGAUAUACUUCUAACAUCGCUUUGAUCCGGAAAUGUGAUUAUAUGUUAUUGUGGUGGUUCUUUUUUUAUUUGUUCUA
This is a messenger RNA of Camellia sinensis, 4831 nucleotides long. Its product is annotated as helicase-like transcription factor CHR28. Gene Ontology annotation, cellular component: nucleus. Gene Ontology annotation, molecular function: ATP-dependent activity, acting on DNA; ATP binding. NCBI's taxonomy places the organism in Eukaryota, Viridiplantae, Streptophyta, Magnoliopsida, Ericales, Theaceae. The record is from RefSeq and is a predicted model, not a curated record. Gene Ontology annotation, biological process: DNA repair.